AUGGAGUUGAUAAGCCUUUCUGUGUUGAUGGAUUUCUGUUAUCUUGUACAGUUGACACAGAUUGAUGAUUGUGAAAUUGAGUGCAUUUCAACAGCACUGGCUGAAUUCCACACUAACAAGCAGGCAAUCAUAGAUGCUGGGUUCCAUCAAGGCAAGGGUGACAAAGUCAUUGAUAAUUGGUACAUCCCAAAAAUAGAGCUCACACAGAGUAUCAUUCCCAGUAUUUGCAAUACUGGUGUUGCCAUGCAGUGGACUGCAGACACUAUGAAGCAUGUGCAUGUCACUGACAUCAAAGACCCCACACAAUCCAGCAACAACAACAAUUAUGAUGCACAAAUUUGUCGCCAUCUUGACCAUGCUGACAAGUGCUGUCACUUUGAACUUGCCAUGAGUCUACUGGACUUGCUGAACCAAUACACGUACCUAGAUGAAUAUGAUGACAAUAUAGAUCUUGAUGUUCACAAUGAUCACAAUCACCCUGUGGACCUCCUGGCAACAACCAGUAGCCCUGGGACAAUCCCUGGGCACUUUCAUUUUUAUCUUGCCUAUGAUCUGUCAAUUAGAACCCUCUCCGUCAAUGACACUGCCCUCAAAUUUAACCUUCCUGACUUAUGGCCAGCUCUUGCUGACUUCCUUCAUCAUGAAGAUACCUAUGGAAAUAAUCACAUCUACACAAUUGGUGGGGCUAGGAGAGCUGGACACAAUGCCCUACUUCCUUUUGAUAAACUACAAAUUUGGUUCAAACCUACACAGACCCUGAACUGUGCACCACCUUGUGACCUCUGGACCUCUGGCCAGUAUGAUACAGUCAUUGUCAAUCACAAGGGAGGGUACUUGUGGCCCACUGAUGGUCUUCAUGAUUGCUUUCUCACUUAUGUGGAACAAUUUGACAUUGGCGAUUGUGAACCAAACACGCAGUUAUAUUUGCUCAAGAGGGUGAAACAGUCAAAUGGGACUUGGAUUGGUGAUAUCAUUCCAGUUACUCAGCUUAGGGCACCCAUUAAUAUUGUCCCUCACUUUGGUGCAAGUGCAGAUAAUCAUCUCACCCUAUAUAACAGCAAUGGAGCCCCUUCAGUGGGCUGGGAGGAAUAUUAUUUCUGA
Messenger RNA from Suillus subaureus, 1101 nucleotides. RefSeq lists its product as uncharacterized. The coding region runs from base 1 to 1101 and encodes 366 amino acids. The transcript has 7 exons. The record is from RefSeq and is a predicted model, not a curated record. Lineage: Eukaryota; Fungi; Basidiomycota; Agaricomycetes; Boletales; Suillaceae.